CUGUUCCAGCUGUCUCCCCACUCACUCUCUCAGGGUCAUGCAGGCAGGAGUUUAAGGGACCACUUCUGUACGCCAACUCAGCCGGGACGACAGCAGUCAGCAGGACACACUGGCCAGAAAGAGACUGAGACUCAUCCGGAAAGACUCGUCUAUACCACUUGGCUGCUCGGCACAUCACAAGUCGGCUGCCUCUCUCAUCUUUAAAGCAGCUCUACCUGUCUUAUAGCUGUGUGUGUGUUUGUUUGUGUGUGUCUGUGUGUUUGUGUAUUUGUGUGCAUGUUUUACGUGUGUUCCUGUCCCAUCUCCCACCAAUUAGUGCAUUAGUAUGCAGGGUGUUUGUGUGUCAAUCUUGUGCGUGUGCAUAUGUGUGUCUGUGCUCCUCCGCAGUGCUAUUUCACAGCCACAUACAGAAAGUGACACCUACACGGAAUGCACAGAUGGGUAUCAAUGGGACCCUCAGACUGAGCACUGCAAAGACAUAAACGAGUGUGAGACUAUUCCAGAUGCCUGCAAGGGGGAAAUGAAGUGCUUCAACCACUAUGGAGGGUACCUGUGCCUUCCUCGCUCUGCGUCAGUCAUCCCGGCUCCAGAGGCCCCCAUCACGCCCACCGAGGCCUUUAACCCCUGCCCCCUGGGCUACGAGCCGCAGGGAGACAGCUGUGUGGAUGUCGAUGAAUGUGAGCGAGACGAACAUGACUGUCAGCCCAGCCAGGAUUGCGUUAACACACUGGGUGCCUUCAACUGUCAGUGUCCCGAUGGUUACCGCAAGGUUGGCACAGAGUGCAUUGACAUCGAUGAGUGCAGGUACAGGUACUGCCAACAUCGCUGUGUCAAUGUGCCCGGUUCCUUCUCUUGUCAGUGUGAACCCGGUUUUCAGCUGGCAGGAAAUAACCGAUCUUGCAUUGAUGUGAAUGAAUGUGAUAUGGGUGCUCCCUGUUCUCAGAGGUGUUAUAACACUUAUGGCACCUUCCUUUGUCGCUGUGACCCGGGUUAUGAGUUGGGGCCUGAUGGCUUUGUUUGUAACGACAUUGAUGAGUGCAGCUAUUCCAGUUACCUGUGCCAAUACCAGUGUGUCAACGAACCGGGAAAGUUCUCCUGUGUGUGCCCAGAAGGAUACCAGCUGCUAGGCACAAGACUAUGCCAGGAUAUAAAUGAAUGUGAAACAGGGGAGCACCAGUGUACUGAGACGCAGACAUGUGUGAAUAUCCACGGACGAUACCAGUGUGUGGACACCAACCGGUGCCAAGAGCCUUAUGUACAAGUGUCUGAGAACCGCUGUGUAUGUCCUGUCAACAAACCCGCCUGUAGAGAGCUACCUUUCUCCAUUGUCCACCGCUACAUGAGCAUCACCUCGGAGCGCUCUGUCCCCUCCGACAUCUUCCAGAUUCAGGCCACCAGCGUCUCACCAGGGGCUUACAACACCUUCCGCAUCCGCUCUGGUGACGAAAACGGAGACUUCUACAUCAGGCAAAUCAAUAAUAUCAGUGCCAUGCUGGUGCUGGCCCGUGCCGUGUCAGGGCCGAGGGAGUACACGUUGGACCUGGAGAUGGUGUCCGUAAACCCGCUGCUCACCUAUCAGGGCAGCUACCAGACCAGCUCUGCCCUCAGACUCUCCAUCUACGUUGGGCCAUACACCUUUUAAAGAAGGAGGAGAGGAAGAAGAGUGGAGGGACACAGAGAAAGAUGGAGAGAGAGAAACGCAGAUGCAAAACAAGUGGUCAAUGCAGUUCAACCAGUCACUGUGAUGUUACACUCGUAGCUUUUAGUCUUCCAAGACAAGUCACACAUUUCUUAAGUGUAAGAAUAUUCAUGCAGCACAGUAUACAGAUACACAGCUUUAAAAUAAUUAGUCGAGUCAAAUGUGUUCCCUUGUGUUUAAUCUGUCCAUUUUCACCAUUAUUUUUUCCACUUUACACAUAUCUGACAGCCUCAUUCUGUGGUCAAUGUGUAUAAAAAGGGAUUGUACUCAUUUGUUCAGGGUGAUAACAAAUCUGUGUGACAUGUUUUUUUUAUGUCUACCUUCAGAUGGAAUGAUUCACACCCAGCAUCACUUCAUUAAUCAGUUUUUUCUAAACCAAUUUUACACCCUUAUCUUUCGGUUCCUCUCUGUUUGUCACUUUAUUUUUGUCAGUCCCCGUUUCCUGUUGACAGACAUGAUUCAGUAACCACUCAGUUCAGACCUCAGCAUCCACACUCCUCCUUUACCCUCCGCUGUCCAUUCCUACGUUCCAGCUCUCCGUCACUGCCGUUUGUAGGUUCGUCACAUUGCUGAUCGUGUUGUACUUUGUAUUUUUUUUUGUCUAAGAUUUGAACCCAAA
Messenger RNA from Scomber scombrus (Atlantic mackerel), 2318 nucleotides. It is a transcript of the gene efemp2a, whose product is annotated as EGF containing fibulin extracellular matrix protein 2a. Lineage: Eukaryota; Metazoa; Chordata; Actinopteri; Scombriformes; Scombridae. The record is from RefSeq and is a predicted model, not a curated record. The coding region runs from base 326 to 1642 and encodes 438 amino acids. The transcript is spliced from 11 exons. Gene Ontology annotation, molecular function: calcium ion binding.